Verruconis gallopava is the source of this 4071-nucleotide messenger RNA. RefSeq lists its product as uncharacterized. Gene Ontology annotation, biological process: telomere maintenance; DNA repair. NCBI's taxonomy places the organism in Eukaryota, Fungi, Ascomycota, Dothideomycetes, Venturiales, Sympoventuriaceae. The transcript has 3 exons. The record is from RefSeq and is a predicted model, not a curated record. The coding region runs from base 1 to 3498 and encodes 1165 amino acids. Gene Ontology annotation, molecular function: ATP hydrolysis activity; DNA helicase activity.
AUGCAGGACCAAGAUCGGGCGUCGAGCUGCAGAGAGCGCCGUGCAUCACACACUCAGCUCUGGGGCCUAUGGCAGACUGAGUGGGGACGAAGUCCUGAAGUCUCUGGAAUCACAGAUCACAUCUUUGCUUUGCGAGGAUAUGGCACUGGCCCAGACGAGAACGUGGAGCGCAGUGUGUUCUGGGGGCCAGACAACGGGACGGAUAUACGCAAUGAGCAGGUCAACGGCCUGGGAAGGAUGAUCUUCGAACAACAUACCGAUGAAGGCCAGCGUCCGCUGCGGUGCGCGACUCGUGCACACGCGCCGUACACGGGCGAGCUCCACUUUUUCCUCGUGAACGACAACACCGUGAAAGGCAAAGGCCGUUGUCAGCCCGUCGGCACCUCCACCGCCAAUACUUUCGAAAAGCCAACCGGUGUCCCGUCGCCUAUGCCCGCUAAUGUAGUGGACGACCUCUUCUUCAUCGCAUUCUUCUUCCUGCCGCUGGGCUUGCUGCUGUAUAUGCUUGUGGCGAGUGCGGAGGCGAGGGGCGCGCUCUGGGGACUGCCUGUGCAAGUGCUACGCUGUCUAUAUACCUCGCUGUUCGUCUCCACAUAUACACGCUCUGCCGCUUACACGACGCGCCUCGAACCGUCAGCGAUCGCCGGCGCGCUUCAGAAAGGAGGUGGACAUAAUUCGUACUCGCGGUUCCGCACUUCUUCGACGCGUACAUUUCCGCAAUCGCUGCCAUCCGCUGUGCUGGACGACGAGAUGUUGAAGAGGGAGCUGGACAGGCACAACAACACCGCUGCGGUGGCUAACAAGAGGAGAGCCACGCAAUUGACCUUCCAGUCUAGCGCGCCGCUGAGCAGCGCACAGCUGACACAAAAGAUCAUCACGUCGUCGCCGCCAAAUGCGACACGUCCCUUGGGCAUAGGAACAGGGAACGUGUUGCACAGACCUACAUUGAACAGGCCUAUAUCGUCUUCCACGAGCGCGACGGGACUCAAACGGAGUGCGAGUGGAUUGGCCAAGGCGCUUUCUUUCGGCGAUGGUUUCGAGCUUCCCGGCGAGGAGGUCAACUCGAAAUGCAAUCCCAUCGUGAUUGAUUCACCAAAGAAAACAAGUACUGGUAGAUGCCAGGGGGGAACUACGGACAACGGCGUUGGGGUGUACUUUGACGAGAACGACUUUGACAGUGACCUUGAUUUUGACAUCGAGGUGGAGGAUCCGGGGAGGAAAGGUCAGGUCAAGUACCCAGAGCUUUCACCUGAGCGAACAAGCGCAAGACCGACCUCGAGGUUAAACCUAAGCCCCUCAACGAAUCGGAAACAAGAGUCGGUUUCUACGAGUGUUUGGAAUACAAGUUUUGAACAAGAUCAGCAGGCCAUUCCACCGUCAGCGCAGAAGACGCCAGGAAGCAACUUGAGGUCGACGCCAGCAUCACAGCAAUUUCCCUGGUCGAGCUCGCCGCUUGAGCACUACAACAGCAAAGAACAACCAAAGAAAAUGCCACUCUGGGACCCAAAUGCGGUUGGUGCAGAAGAUUCUCAGAGUUGCAGACAAGCGGAAAUCAGCUCUUCCAAGGCCGCAAAAGCUACGUAUCGAAGCGAUGGUCGUUAUCAGAAAGCACCUGCGAUUGCUACCAUCGAUGAGGAGGGCAUGAUGGAUGAAGAGCCGCGACCGGUGAAGAGGAGAACGAUACCGUGGGCGCAAAAGCGGGAAGGCGAAGAAGGAGAGUACCCCGUCUCCGAGGGUGGUGAAACCACGCCAGCAUCUAGGAAAUCGUCCACUUUGCCAUGGAACACGUCCGCAAGUGCAAUCAAAGCGCAGCAAAAACAGCUGCGACAGGCAAACAAGAAACUCAUCAAGGAGCACGAACCGUCCCCAGCGGAGAGGAGCGCUGCCCUUACGGCGCGGAAGAGCAAGCAGCUGCACACUGUGUUCCUCAGCGAGGAGCAGAAGCAUGUUCUUGACCUUGUCACCGAGAAGAAGCAGAGCGUGUUCUUUACCGGCUCGGCGGGAACGGGCAAAUCCGUACUUCUGCGCGAGAUCAUCUCUGCGCUGCGUAAGAAGUUUGCCCGGGAGCCCGACCGAGUCGCCGUCACUGCCUCCACAGGUCUCGCAGCGUGCAACAUCGGCGGCGUCACCUUGCAUUCUUUCGCCGGAAUAGGCCUUGGAAAAGAAGACGUCCCCACUCUAUGCAAGAAGAUCCGUCGCAACCAGAAGGCGAAGCACAGAUGGAUGCGCACCAAAGUACUCAUCAUUGACGAAGUAUCCAUGGUUGACGGUGAGCUGUUCGACAAGCUUGAAGAGGUCGCUCGUAUCCUACGCAACAACGGUCGCCCUUUUGGGGGGAUCCAACUCGUAAUCACUGGCGACUUUUUCCAGCUACCUCCCGUGCCCGAGGGCAAUCGCGCAGCACGGUUCGCAUUCGAGGCCGCGACAUGGUCGACAAGUAUCGACCAUACAAUAGCGCUCCAUCAUGUCUUCAGACAGAAAGACCCUGUGUUUGCAGGCAUGUUGAAUGAGAUGCGCGAGGGUCGACUGAGGCCAGAGAGCAUCGCUAGGUUCAGGAGUUUGAAUCGUCCCAUCACAUUUGAGGACUCUCUAGAAGCUACAGAGUUAUUCCCGACUCGCACCGAGGUCGAUCGCGCAAAUGCUCAGCGCAUGGCGAACCUGCAAGGCGAGCUCCACAUCUACGAAGCUCGCGAUGGAGGCUCUAUCACGGACAAAGCAAUGCGCGAUAAAUUGCUUCAGAACUGCAUGGCUCCGGAAGUCAUUCAGCUUAAAAAGGGAGCUCAGGUCAUGCUUAUCAAGAACAUUGACGACACGCUUGUCAACGGUUCCCUUGGCAAAGUCAUUGGCUUCAUGAACGAGGCCACCUUUGACAACUAUCAGCAGAACGAGGAGGCAUACUACGCAACGCAACAGAACGGGGCGGACGAAGCCGCCUCGCGUCAUAAUCAGCCGGCGGAGCUCAGCGAUCGAAAGUUGAGGCUUGCGGAGUUGGCAGGGGGAAGUUCACAGGCGUAUCCCGUGGUGAGGUUUGCCAUUGCGGACGGCUCAACACGUGAUUUGCUGUGCCAACGCGAGAGCUGGAAGGUCGAACUGCCCAACGGAGAAGUGCAAGCCAGCCGUCAUCAGGUUCCGCUCAUCCUCGCGUGGGCACUGUCCAUCCACAAAGCACAAGGCCAAACAUUAGAAAGGGUGAAGGUAGACUUAGGAAAGGUGUUUGAGAAGGGCCAGGCAUACGUCGCUCUCUCGAGGGCCACAAGCAUGAAGGGGCUGCAGAUUGUCAACUUUCAGCCUGGAAAAGUGAUGGCCCACGAGAAAGUGCGCAAGUUCUACGAGAACCUGACGAAGAUUGAGAAGAGCGGAGCGAAGAGCGGAUCGAAGAGCGAAGGUCACGUCAGGACAGGCAAGGAAUCUGGCCCAGUUGCCGGCACUGUCGAAGACGAGAACGAGUUGGUCACGGGCGACAGGUAUCUGACGGACGACUUUGAAUUCGACGUGUGAGGAGAUGGUCCAAGAAGAGAUGGACGGAAGGUUUCUCAAAUCUUCGGUGGGCAUCCUGUUGACCCCGAAAACAUUGUCAGACGUAAAUACUUUUGAGCUGCAUACCAGGCUGCUCACGAAAAAGGCCGGCCUUCGUGCCGAGCCUGUACUGAUUAACAUUGGUUAUGCGGCUCAAAAAGAUAGAGAGCAUUCAAGGCGAAAGUGGGGUAAGACACACCACCGGUCGAGGCUGCAGUCGUAGCAACUUUUGUUUCGCUUUAACGUGCUGGCGAUCCCAUUGAAACGGAGAGAUCCAUGCCCUCCGCAAACAGCAGGGCGUAUCCCAAAAAAGGUUUGUUGGGGAAAAAUGUAGAACGGAGAAAGGUUGAGAUUCGUGCGCGAUACGUAUAGACAAAAUGUGCAAGCGACGCCUCUCCAUUGGCUCGUGGGUGUUCAGCACAGGAAACAGAUAAGAUGGACGCUAGGUUUUUAGAAUUCGCUAGAUCUCGCUUGCGAUGUUUCGUCUUGCAUACAUGUCGCCCUGUGCGCUCGUCCCAGGGAGUGAUUAAUUGAAGCGGCGCGAUUUGAUCUUCC